Messenger RNA from Mollisia scopiformis, 635 nucleotides. RefSeq names its product HET-domain-containing protein. The record is from RefSeq and is a predicted model, not a curated record. The annotation marks the transcript as partial. The transcript is spliced from 2 exons. NCBI's taxonomy places the organism in Eukaryota, Fungi, Ascomycota, Leotiomycetes, Helotiales, Mollisiaceae.
CAUUCAACAAUCCCAAUCGCUAUACAGUGUGCGCCGCAAUGGCAUCUAGCUCACAGAAGACGAUACCUUAUCGACCUCUCGAUCCAUCGCGGGUCGAGAUCCGGGUCAUCAGCAUGUCCCCUGAUUCGAACCUGGCCGGCAGCAGCAUAGACUCACCCAUCUCUAUCUCUCUUCAUAUAGUCUCUCUCAAUGAUCCGAGCGUCAGCUAUUUUGCCCUUUCUUAUGUCUGGGGAGAUGCAAGCAAUACAACCUCUAUCACGGUGGAUGGCGCUCCCUUCGCAGCAACGGCCAACCUUGCUGCCGCUCUCAGGGUUUUUCGAACUACUUUCGGCGGACAGCCUAAUAAGUACCUUUGGGUUGAUGCGGUAUGCAUCAAUCAAGACGACAUGCCUGAGCGUAUCGCACAGGUCGAGCUCAUGGGCCGCAUCUACCGACAGACAUCGAAGGUGCUGGUUUGGCUGGGCCCAGGCGACGAUCAUGUUUGUGCGUUGUUUACCUUUCUCCGUGUAUGGUCCAAGACCUUACAGAUCUGGAUACACCCCAUCGACACUUUCAUCGAAGUGUUCGUUGAUCGGCCUUACUGGAGCCGGACUUGGACCUUUCAGGAACUACAGCUACCAGAAGAGGGCAUCUUG